Messenger RNA from Striga hermonthica, 1830 nucleotides. NCBI's taxonomy places the organism in Eukaryota, Viridiplantae, Streptophyta, Magnoliopsida, Lamiales, Orobanchaceae. The record is from the annotation of a GenBank genome assembly.
AUGUCUAGCGGCGGAAGUACCAGUCCCUCCAGCGCAACCGCCUCCGCCACGGUCGUCAACGGCGGCGCCUGCGUCACCCACCACCGACGCCGCGUCGCCGACUCCGCGGUCGAUCUCUCGGAGAGGGAGAAGCCUGCCGACCACGCGCCGGCCGUCCUGGACCACUCCAAGAGCGACGUGGACGAGGAGGCGCUUUCGAUGUUCGGUGCCGCCGCAGGAAAUUGCAGCGGCGGCGGUGCGUACGUGUACGGCUCCUUGAACCACCACCACCACCACCAUCCGGUGAUUAGGUACUUCCUGUUGCGCAAGAGGCUGCCGGAGAAUUGGGCCAUCGGCGCGUGGGGUGCCCUGAACUCGAGGAAGAACAUGGGCCGCACGGUCUUUGUGUUCCUCCUGGCGUUGGUGGCCGUAUCGGCUUUUCUGAAGCUAUCGUUCUCGAUCGGCGGCGGAGCCGGCGGGAGGGACGCGACGGCGGAGAAAGAGGUCUUUCUUGUUCAGAAUUUCAAUAAAGAUUCGAUUUUUAAUGCUCAGAAAGCGGUUUUGGACUCCGAGUCGUCUUCCGGCGGCGGCGCGGUGCAAAAGCGGCAGAUGAAGGAGUUUCCGGUCCCAGAAAUAUGGAUGAAGCCCAAUAGUGAUAACUUUUACCAAUGCAUAGCCAGACCAAGGAAUUACAAGAGGACUCAGAGGACAACAAAUGGAUACAUCUUGAUUCACGCAAACGGAGGAUUGAAUCAGAUGAGAACCGGAAUAUGUGACAUGGUUGCUGUAGCUAAGAUUAUGAACGCCACUCUCGUUCUUCCUUCGCUCGAUCACCAGAGCUUUUGGACAGAUCCUAGCGAUUUUAAGGAUAUUUUCGACUGGAGGCGUUUUAUCGAGGUGUUGAAAGAUGACAUCGAGAUAGUCGAAGAGCUGCCCAAGAAGUAUGCAUCAGUUAAGCCCCUGAUCAAAGCACCUGUUUCUUGGUCUAAGGCUAGUUACUACAGAAAGGAGAUUCUCCCUUUGCUAAAGAAGCACAAAGUUAUCAUGUUCACACACACUGACUCGAGGCUCGUGAACAAUGGCCUAGCCUCGUCUAUACAAAAACUGAGAUGCAGAGCGAAUUACGAGGCCCUUCGCUACACGCCCGAAAUUGAGGACCUCGGCAAGAAACUUGUAGAGAGGCUUCGGGAUGAGGGAGAACCUUACAUUGCCCUUCACUUGAGGUACGAAAAGGACAUGCUCGCGUUCACGGGUUGCAAUCACAACCUAACCACAGACGAAGCUAACGAGCUUCGUGUGAUGAGGUACAAUGUGAAGCAUUGGAAAGAAAAAGAGAUCGACAGCAAGGAAAAACGGCUCGAAGGAGGCUGCCCAAUGUCCCCACGAGAGGCGGCUCUAUUUCUCAAGUCUAUGGGCUACCCUUCAUCGACUCGUAUAUACAUUGUGGCUGGCGAGAUUUACGGGAAAAAUAGCAUGGAUGCUCUAAAAACCGAGUACCCGAACGUUUUUUCCCACUCGACACUUGCCACGGACGAGGAACUUAAGCCCUUUAGCCCGUACCAAAACCGGCUAGCGGCACUUGAUUACAUCAUAGCCCUUGAGAGUGAUGCCUUUGUCUACACGUAUGAUGGGAAUAUGGCUAAAGCCGUGCAGGGCCACAGGAGGUUCGAAGGGUUUAGACGGACCAUAAUUCCCGACAGAAUCGGGGCGCCUUAUUUCAGACAGCCCGGGCAACUUCCGAGGUUGGAAGAGAACUUUUACGCGAAUCCUUUCCCGGGUUGUGUUUGCAACAGGUCACAAGAGCAGAACAAGAGGAAGCAGUUGGAUCGCAUGAGAAUCGCUUCACAAUGA